Molecule: messenger RNA, 545 nt
Organism: Amphibalanus amphitrite
Lineage: Eukaryota; Metazoa; Arthropoda; Thecostraca; Balanomorpha; Balanidae
Product: cuticle protein CP14.6-like
Exons: 3
Coding region: 47-397 (116 amino acids)
Cellular component (GO): chitin-based extracellular matrix
Molecular function (GO): structural constituent of chitin-based larval cuticle
Source: RefSeq, a predicted model, not a curated record
AGCAAGGCUGUCUGCUCACCACCAGUGCUACAACUGAGGCAACGCCAUGAAGACCGUUUUCGUGCUCUGCUUCGUCGCGCUGGCCGCCGCUCGGCCCGACAAGAACGCCCGCAUUGUCAACUACCAGGCCGGCAUCGCCGAGGAUGGAUCCUACGACGCCACGUACGAGACCACCAACGGCAUCAGGUCGACGUCGAGCGGCAUCUCCUACCCGGGAGACAAGCUGAACACCGGCAACUACGUGAUCGAGGGAGAGUACUCGUACGUCGGCGACGACGGUGUCACCUACACGGUGCGGUGGACAGCCGACGAGAACGGCUUCCACCCGGAGGGCGCCCACCUGCCCGACUUCAGCCACACCCGGGAACAUAUCGGAUUCGUCGACGAUCAUCUGUAGACAAUUGGAGCGUGUGUUGUUGUUAGUUGAGACUCGUUGUGUGUUUCUGUUUGUACUGUGUCGUCUGUUGUCUGAUCUCCGUGUACAAGAAGUGUCGUCUCCGUUACCGAUCCGUGAAUUUGAAUGACAAUAUAUUUUGUGUACUCUA